This is a messenger RNA of Cylicocyclus nassatus, 2281 nucleotides long. The record is from the annotation of a GenBank genome assembly. Lineage: Eukaryota; Metazoa; Nematoda; Chromadorea; Rhabditida; Strongylidae.
AGUUACUCACACCGCAUUUUGCUGUAAACCAUGUUCGGAUGGGAGUUUAGCUACAUUGAUUCAUAUGGAGAUUUCAGAGGAUCGUUUUCUGCAGAAGAAAUGCAGGAUUGGUACAAAGCUGGCUAUUUUGAUGAUGAUCUACAAAUUUACAUCCAUCGUGGACGAAUUGCGGACAAAAGCACUUUAGGAGAGCUUUGCCAGAGAAAUGGCAAACAUACUCCAUUUCUUUUCUACGAUGCUCCGAAAGCUGUCAUUCAUAGAGGAUUCCUGGAACAUCCACCUGGUUUAAAAGUAGAGGUAAAGAAAACGUCAAAUAAAGCCUCGCAAACGGCUGCUGAAAAAAAAUCAACUACCGCCUCACAAACGAAUUCUGCUCAGUCAAACUCGAAACAACAAGAGACUGACUGUGCUGUGUCAGAUGGGAAUCAGAAAGUUGCUGUCAUACAUCCCGUCACUUCAGAAACUACGUCAGACGAUUUGUCACUGGGAAAGAAUGAUACAGAAGCUAGGAGGCAGAGUAUAGGCACGGUAAAUAUCAGCGCGAAUGAGGCGAAAAAAGCGAAGCUGUGGCCGCUAUUGUCCCCUCCCACGAAAAACUACGGGAAAACAAUGAAAAAGACCUGGAUUACUGAACAAUUUCGUAAACUGGACACUCUCAUCAAAGAUGCGAAUCUCACUGAGCUAAACGCUUCACAAGAAAAUCAAGACCUUUAUGGAGCGGUCUGCAAAUUCUGCCUAAUACGAUUUCUUACGCCUGGUGAUGUAUUCAAACAUCUGACUCUUGCAACUCAUCAAAAGAUGAUAACGACAAAAUGUCAAAUCGUUGGCACUGAAUUCGAGGACUAUGUGAGACGACUAAAAGUUACCAAGUCGCGUGCAGGCACGAACUCAGAUGCAGCAAGUCAGACAACUUCCACAAUUAAAAGAGCACCAUCAAAAGCUGGAAGUGUGAUAUCGUCAUCAGAAAGAGAAUCUGUCUCAACAACUGCGUCUGCGGGAUCUUUGACUUCAUUUGCAGCGUCAACGAAUUCGUCUACAAAGAAUGGCGACGUUACAGAAACAAAGAAAACUCCGAAGACUGCUGCGCUUGCCACCGACACAACGAGGACUUCUGUGAUCGGGAAGGAAACAGCUAGGCCAUCUGCUAGCAUUGUUAAAUUCAUGGAACGAAGCGCUUUCCCAUCAAGGAUCCUCACAGAUAAGGAAUUCGAUGACAAAAUGGCAGAAGUUCGCACUCUUGCAGGGAAGGUUGACUCAAAAAAAUUGAUUACGCUAUACAGUGAGAAGAUGCUGACUAAUUACUGUGAGACUUGCUCUGUGAAAUGUCAGGGCCCCACCACUAUGUUAGCCCAUUUCGUCUCAAGAUAUCAUUGCGACACGGUGCGAAAGAACGGUUUCAAAGCCACCGAAGAUGAUCUGUUGCUAUGGAAAUCUCAGAUAUUUGCGGCUAUGAAGUGAAAGCACAUAAUUCCAAAUCAUACUCAUCUUGUUCUAUCUGUGAAUUCACUUAUGCAUUUGUGGGUACGACUGAACCGGGUUUUCCUUUUGGGCUUCUUAUGUUCUCGUAUUCGCUGGCAUUUCUUCUUGAUGGUCGAUUCAGCAAGAUUAGUUGUCACCCUUCACUUACUCAAAUUCUGAUUUCCGAGGAUCUAAAGUCUGGUUGUCUCAACUGCCUAACAAUGGAAGGAUACCAACAUAAGUUGAUCAUUGAAGACGAGAUAUGUAUCACUGGAUGCGUCUUCAAACGCUAAUUCUAAAUCUGCUUUUAUUUUGCGGAACAUCUUUCCGGAAGAAGAUAUAAGCAUUCGAAUGUCCAAAUUUGUCAUGCUCUAAGUGACCUAAAAUUAGCGAAAACCUGUACAAAAACAUCUGAAAGGGUAAUUAAUUUUGAUUUUUUUCAUCAAAAGUAUUGUCAGCAAGGAAGGAACAAAGCGUUAGUCCGCAUAGGUGUUUUUAGAGCUUUUCGCUGGUUCUAAGCCACUUGAUAUUUGGCAAAAUUGGACAUUUAACGUUCAUAAUUCCUUUCGGAGAAUUGCUUCGCAAUAGAGGGAAGCAGUUUGGGAAUCAGCGUUCGGAAGCGCGUCUACUGGUGUAAUACCGUCUUUAACAGCCAACUUAUGUAGGUGUCUUUCCCUUGUAAAAAGUAGACAUACUUUAGAGAAGUCCUCUUCAUUGUUCCUUUGAUUCCAAGCAUCAUCUGAUCUGGUUUUUUCUGCAAGUCCUCAGAAUCAUGUUCACCACGAUCACUUAUCUUAUGCAAUAAAGAUCAUAAAUAUGAAAG